Molecule: messenger RNA, 2587 nt
Organism: Quercus lobata
Lineage: Eukaryota; Viridiplantae; Streptophyta; Magnoliopsida; Fagales; Fagaceae
Product: Pectin lyase-like superfamily protein
Exons: 6
Coding region: 795-2192 (465 amino acids)
Biological process (GO): carbohydrate metabolic process
Molecular function (GO): polygalacturonase activity
Source: RefSeq, a predicted model, not a curated record
GAGAACGGAACAGAGCAAAUGAUGUGUGAAGAAGAAGUGAAAUUGUGUUAUAUUUCAGUUUAUUUGACUUUUUGGCGGAAUUUACGAACUUAAAACUUGGACAAAAGAUUAGUCACAUGGGAUGAGAGAGAGGGAGAGACUCAAAUGUCCCCUGAAAAUCAUAAAACCUUAAUCUCUCUCUCUCUCUCUCUCUCUCUCUCUAUAUAUAAUUCUCUAAAACCUUAAAACUCUCAAAGACUCUCAAAAACUCACUCACAGUCAAUAUGUAUAGAAAAAAGGCAAAGUGACUGUGAGUUUUGAGGGUGUCUCAAAUUAGUAGUAUCAAAAGAAAGAAACACAUACAUACAGACAGAUAAUCACACUCACGCUCAAAACCACUCCUUUGCUGCACAGCAUAGUUGAUUGUCACCCCCACCUUGGAUUUCAUUGAGUUUUGGCUUAUCCAUCCUCAUUGGCUUUCUGGGUAUCCUUCGUUAUCAUCAGAGAGAGAGAGAGAGAGAGAGUCAUUGAAGGAGGUUGAAGGAACAAGGGAGGGCCUACUGCGUAAGUUUUGGCGGGCAGCAACGGUCACUAUCAAUGAUUUUCAUUUGGGUGCUGAUGUUGGUAGCUCUCUGAGUGACCCAUCUAAUCACACUUGCUACUUGAUCAACAAAAACCAAUACAUCAGCCUCCUGCUCUUCAAGCUUUCUUUUGUUUGCUGCUUUUGGGGAAUUUGGAGGUGGCUGAGUAGUAGUAUUGCCUAUAUAACUUUUUCUUUUUGUGCUUGGGCUAAAGAGGAAACAGAUCUCAGUCACAUGACGAGAUCUUUUACUCUGGUGGAUGUGCUUCUGGUACUUGCUUUACUCAGUGAUGCUUCAUGGGCUGCCAAGGGCAACUCAUGUUGCAAACAGACAAAUUCAGGGGAAAUUCGACCUCACAGUGUCUCAAUUACUGAAUUUGGCGCGGUUGGAGACGGGUCCACUCUCAAUACAAAAGCCUUUCAGAAUGCCAUCUUCUAUCUCAAUUCAUUUGCAGACAAGGGUGGGGCCAAGCUUUUUGUCCCGGCAGGCCAGUGGUUGACAGGAAGCUUCGAUCUCAUCAGUCAUCUUACUCUUUGGUUAGAUAAGGAUGCAGUAAUUCUUGGAUCAACAAACUCUAAUGAUUGGCCAGUCGUUGAUCCUUUGCCAUCAUAUGGCCGAGGUAGGGAGUUACCGGGGGGAAGGCAUCGAAGCCUCAUUUAUGGACGCAAUUUAACAGAUGUUAUCAUAACCGGUAACAAUGGAAUUAUUGAUGGUCAAGGUGACAUCUGGUGGAACUGGUUUUGGAAUGGAAGCCUGAACUAUACACGGCCCCAUUUGGUUGAGUUGAUGAACUCAACUGGGGUUGUCAUCUCAAACCUCACCUUCUUGAAUUCACCAUUUUGGACCAUUCACCCUGUAUAUUGCAGCCAAGUUACUGUCCAGAAUGUGAGAAUCCUUGCUCCUCAUGAUUCCCCUAACACAGAUGGAAUAGAUCCAGAUUCCUCUGAUAAUGUUUGCAUUGAAGACUGUUAUAUUAGCACUGGAGAUGACCUUAUUGCCAUCAAAAGUGGAUGGGAUGAGUAUGGCACUACAUAUGGUCGUCCGAGUACAAACAUUACUAUCCGCAGGCUUAUUGGAGAGACUCAAAGUGCAGGGAUUGCAAUUGGGAGUGAGAUGUCUGGAGGUGUAUCACAGGUUUAUGCAGAAAGCCUUCAGUUUUUCAAUUCGAGGACAGGUAUCUCAAUAAAGACAUCACCUGGAAGGGGUGGUUAUGUAAGAGAUAUCUACAUAUCAAAUGUGACUUUGGCUAAUGUGGAUAUAGCUAUAAGGUUCAUUGGUCACUACGGGGAGCACCCAGAUAAAUUUUAUGACCCGAAUGAUCUUCCUUCAAUAGGAAGGAUAACGAUCAAAGAUGUCAUAGGAGAGAAUAUAAAAUUUGCAGGCCUCCUUGAGGGUAUAAAAGGGGAUGAUUUUCUCAACAUUUGCCUGUCCAACAUUACCCUUCAUGUAACUUCAGAUUCUCCAUGGAACUGCUCUUAUAUUCAAGGGUAUUCUGAUUUAGUUUACCCAAAAACUUGUGAGCCUCUCAAGGAGAUUGUCUCUCCUGAGCAGUACUCAGAGUGUUACAAUCUGUCAAGGCACUUGUGGAGUUCAAGCAAUCAGAAUAGAGGUGCUUGGUUGCGAUCUUGGUAAACAAGAGAAAGUACAGCAUUUCCUCUUUUUGUGAAAUCACAUUUUGUUAGUGUCGAGUUUAAGUUGAAAAUUUGAUUCUUGCCGAUUCUAAACACGAGUGCCCACUACCGCCUUCUGAAGAAAUGACCACCAGAGAUAAGAAGCUUAGUGGAGUUGCUGAUCUGUUGCUAUUGGCUUUUAAGAUGGGUACUGAGAUGAUUGUUUCUUGUAACUUUGUGUGCAGUAUCAAAUAAGUGAGUGAUUUAUUAGAAAGUGGAAAUAGAAUGAGCUUGUCUUCAAAACAGUUUUCUUUUACUUUUGGAGUUAUAUAUGAUUUUCAGAUUUUCAAUCUUUCAAACUUUAUGUAGAGAAACAAAUUUCACGAAGAUUUUGUGUAUUUAGAAACUUUUUUGUCA